UUUCCUUACGCACGCUGCGCGCUGACGUCAGCCUCUGACGUCGUCGCCCCAGCGCCGGCUCCCGGCGGGGCUGCGGCCGCCGACCGUUGGGCCGCGUGCUGAAGUCCCUCCCUUAGAAGCCCCCUCCCGCCACCCUCCACCUCCGAACCGCUCUCGCGGCAGCGAUCCAUGUGGGGGUUCAGGCUCCUGCGGUCGCCGCCGCUGCUGCUCCUGCUGCCGCAGCUCGGAAUCGGAAACGCCUGGUGCUGCUCUCAGGCCAGAACCAUGAACCCGGGCAGCAGCAGCGGCGCGCGAUGCUCCCUGUCGGCCGAGGUGCGCCGCCGGCAGUGCCUGCAGCUGUCCACUGUGCCCGGAGCAGAUCCUCAGCGCAGCAACGAGUUGCUCCUGUUGGCGACGGCCGGGGAGGGGCUGGAGCUGCAGGACCUCCCCGGGGACCCUGCGAAGGAGGAGCCGCAGCCGCCGCCCCAGCAUCACGUUCUCUAUUUCCCUGGGGAUGUGCAGAAUUACCAUGAAAUUAUGACUCGUCAUCCUGAGAAUUAUCAAUGGGAAAACUGGAGUCUAGAAAAUGUUGCCACCAUUUUAGCCCACCGGUUCCCCAAUAGUUAUAUUUGGGUGAUAAAGUGUUCCCGAAUGCAUUUGCACAAAUUCAGCUGCUAUGACAAUUUUGUAAAAAGUAACAUGUUUGGUGCCCCAGAACACAAUACUGACUUUGGAGCUUUUAAGCACCUUUAUAUGUUAUUAGUUAAUGCUUUUAAUUUAAGUCAUAAUAGUUUAUCAAAGAAAAGUUUGAAUGUUUGGAAUAAGGACUCCACAGGAUCUAACUGUAGAUCCAGUUCUUCUCAUACUACGAAUGGUUGCCAGGGAGAAAAAGAGAGGACCUGUGAAAAAUCUGAUGAGUCUACCAUGAGUUUUUAUCCACCCUCACUAAAUGAUGCAUCUUUUACUUUGAUUGGAUUCAGUAAAGGUUGUGUUGUUUUGAAUCAGUUGCUUUUUGAAUUGAAAGAAGCCAAGAAAGACAAGAACAUAGAUGCUUUCAUCAAAAGCAUAAGAACAAUGUAUUGGCUGGAUGGUGGUCAUUCUGGAGGAAGCAAUACUUGGGUUACUUAUCCAGAAGUUUUGAAAGAAUUUGCACAAACAGGGAUUAUCGUUCACACUCAUGUAACACCUUACCAAGUACGUGAUCCAAUGAGAUCUUGGAUUGGAAAGGAGCACAAGAAAUUUGUUCAGAUACUUGGGGAUUUUGGUAUGCAGGUGACUAGCCAAAUUCACUUUACAAAGGAAGCUCCUUCCAUAGAGAAUCACUUCAGGGUUCAUGAAGUAUUUUGAGAUUACACGUAUAUUAAUGAACUUGUUGAGUGGAAGAACAUAAGCAUUUUGAGUGUUAUAAAUUCAGAUAAUGGGAUGUAAUUCAUGGCUGCAUUGUCAGUUUUGGGGUAUGGGGGGGGAAGCACACAUUCCUAAAAUAUGAGUGUAAUGUGCAGUGGUAUUUUUUGCUUGUGAAUGUGAACAGUAAAAAUUUGGAUUGGGUUAGAAUUAAUUUGAAAUUUAACAAGGUGGUUUGUAAUAAUCCUGAGGAGAUAUAAGACCCUUAAAAAAUGAAAGUUACCCUAAAGUGCAAUAAAACACAUAUA
Molecule: messenger RNA, 1631 nt
Organism: Sapajus apella (tufted capuchin)
Lineage: Eukaryota; Metazoa; Chordata; Mammalia; Primates; Cebidae
Gene: CUNH2orf69
Product: chromosome unknown C2orf69 homolog
Exons: 2
Coding region: 169-1326 (385 amino acids)
Cellular component (GO): mitochondrion
Source: RefSeq, a predicted model, not a curated record